AAAAAACAAUUUAUAUUAAGAAUGAAGAUUAUAAUUGAUUUAACAAAGGAAAACAAGUAUACAGAAGAAAUCAUUGAUCUCACAUAUGAAAUCAAUAACAACAGCAAUAACAACAACAUAAACAACAACAUCAUCCAUAUAAAUCAAUUCCAACUUAAUUUAAAGAGGAAUCUUAUGAUUUAUAUCACUGAUUUGGAAGAUUAUAUUUUCAACAAAAUAUUAGAAAAUAAAAAAAAUAAAUUUUCAACAUUAAUAAAAUAUUUUACUUUUUCGCGUCUCACCAGCAGAUUCGAAUGUAAUUUAUGUGAAUGUUUCACAAUUUCAUUAUCAAACAAAAAGGUUGGACAUUGUGCAACCUCUCAUAUUAAUGAGAAUUUGUCAUAUUUAGGAGUAUUGAUAUCUAUAGAAGAUCUAAGUCUAGUAAUGACAACUUUAUACAAAAACAGAGUAUCGGUGAAAAAAUUUUUAAUCAUAAAGAACCUACUCGAACAAGUAAAUACCGACAACAUCAAGAAUUUUAAAAGAAAAGAGAAUAAUUAUCUACUUAAAGAAACUGAAGUAUGUAUUAGAAUACUUGUUAUCCAAUAA
This is a messenger RNA of Heterostelium album PN500, 588 nucleotides long. RefSeq lists its product as uncharacterized. The record is from RefSeq and is a predicted model, not a curated record. Lineage: Eukaryota; Evosea; Eumycetozoa; Acytosteliales; Acytosteliaceae. The transcript has 2 exons. The annotation marks the transcript as partial.